Acanthosepion pharaonis is the source of this 558-nucleotide messenger RNA. NCBI's taxonomy places the organism in Eukaryota, Metazoa, Mollusca, Cephalopoda, Sepiida, Sepiidae. The record is from the annotation of a GenBank genome assembly.
AUGUGGGGCUCCGUCGCGUUUAGAAAUCACCUAGUCAAGACGUGGGGACUACACGCGCAUAAAAAUCACCUAAUCCAGACGUGGGGCCUACACGCGCUUUCACCUAGUACAGACUUUUUCCUAUUGCACUUCUCCCUUGUGGAACUCCAUUCCCCCUCUGUCUGUCUGUCUGUCUCUCUCUCUGUCUCUCUCUCUCUCUAUUUCUUUCUAUCUAGUAGAAUUUAUAUUACUCUCUUUCUCUUUGACAACAUUUGUUUUGCUAUCUCUCUCUCUUGUCACAUAUGUACUGCUCUGUUUCUCUAUCUCUCUCUUACUCUCUCUCAUUCUGAUAAUAAAUUAUAUUACUCUCUCUCUCUGGUAACAUUUGCAUUGCUCUCUCUCUCUCUCUCUCUCUCUCUCUCUGGUAACAUUUGCAUUGCUCUCUCUCUCUCUCUCUCUGAAAUUAUAUUACUAUCUCUCUCUGGUAACAUUGCUAUCUCUCUCUCUUUCUUUCUCUCUCUCUCUCUCUCUCUCUCUCUGGUAUCAUUUGUAUUGCUCACUCUUUCCUUCUCUCUCUGA